Molecule: messenger RNA, 4508 nt
Organism: Oreochromis aureus
Lineage: Eukaryota; Metazoa; Chordata; Actinopteri; Cichliformes; Cichlidae
Gene: cbfb
Product: core-binding factor subunit beta
Exons: 7
Coding region: 319-843 (174 amino acids)
Biological process (GO): regulation of transcription by RNA polymerase II
Cellular component (GO): core-binding factor complex; nucleus
Molecular function (GO): sequence-specific DNA binding; transcription coactivator activity
Source: RefSeq, a predicted model, not a curated record
CAGAGGCGACCCGGAGCGCGCAGGAGCCGCAAGCAGAGGCAGAUCAUCAGUGUGUCAGCAGCAGUCACAAUCACAUAGAUCAGCAGCACAGAGCACAUUGCUCCACACAGGGAAGGAAAAAAACACAGAGUGAGAGAGAGAGAGGGGGGGAGAGAGAGAGAGAGAGAGAGAGACAGACACGGAAGAGAAGUGAGUGAAAGAGAGACUGAGUGAGGGACGGACGGCAGCACACACUUUAACUAGUACUCUGCGCUGCGGGAUAAUUACCAAAAAAAGAAAAAGAGGCGAAUCUCAAGUGGCCGCAAAGUGUUGGUGAAGAUGCCGCGGGUAGUCCCGGACCAGAGGAGCAAGUUUGAGAAUGAGGAGUUUUUCCGCAAGUUGAGCAGGGAGUGUGAGAUUAAAUACACUGGCUUCAGAGACCGGCCCCACGAGGAGAGACAAGCUCGUUUCCAGAACGCCUGCAGAGAUGGACGGUCAGAAGUGGCCUUCGUAGCGACAGGUACCAACCUCUCUCUCCAGUUCUUCCCAGCCAACCUGCACGGAGAUCAGAGGCAGGUUCCUACGAGGGAAUACGUCGACUUCGAAAGGGAGUCGGGAAGGGUCUAUUUAAAGGCCCCAAUGAUCUUGAACGGUGUGUGUGUGAUCUGGAAAGGCUGGAUCGACCUACAAAGGCUGGAUGGGAUGGGAUAUCUGGAAUACGAUGAUGAAAGGGCACAGCACGAGGACGCUCUGGCUCAGGCCGCGUUCGAAGAGGCUCGACGCAGGACGAGAGACUUUGAGGACAGAGAGCGAUCGCACAGAGAGGAUCUAGAGGACCCUGUGGUUUCUAAAAUCUGGGACUGAUGACACACAGACAGCCAGCAGAAAAGGACAGGUCCAGACGACAGCAGGACCCCAGCCCUGGCUCAAACAUGGCCAACGCUGACAUGGAACACAAGAUGCGCUGAGGAGGAGGAGGAGGAAGUUAUGGAAGGAGGAAGAGAACACGUGGCGGCUGUCCAUUCACUUUCAAUGCAAUCAACUGAAAAAGGGUUGAAUGAAACUGCAGUUGUAGAUCAGUUGUUUCUAACGAUGAAGGUUUGGCGUGAUCAUUUCUACAUGCCAAACUUGUUUUGUUGUUUUCAAUGUUAGAAUGUAGAUGAAAAUUGAUUGAAUUGAAAGUGAAUAAAAACCCUCGAAAAAAGGGCCGAGGACACAAAGGACCUGGGCAAAAAGUAGUUAUAUGAAUAUUUAAAUGUUGAACACGAGCAGUUAAUGUUACAUGAUAUUGUAGAUGUGACGCGUCUUUCACAGAUGUCAUUCAGAUUUAAAAGCUUUAAUAUUUUUUGUCCAGGUCUGAAAGAAAAUCGAUGGAUAGGGCUAGUUUUGCAUACCAAAAUGUAUUUUCUAUUACUAUUACUGUUAAAAUAGAGCGAGAGUGGUUGUAAGAGGGCUUUAAUGUCAUUAACGGGGGAGGGAGGGCAGAAGCUGAAAGAAGCAGUUAAAAGAGAGCUUGUUGUGGCCUGAGGUCACAGCUUACCAGCAUCAAAUGUGUUGGAAAAAAUUUAAAUAGUAAAAAAAGGUUCUGCAUUGUUCAGUGUUGUGCAACACUUAAUAUUUGUUAGCGUGCCCUUGUUUACCCCUACUAUACCUAGCUCACGUCCUAAAGCCUGCUGUUUUCUGAGACCAAAGUUCACUUUGCUGGAAAGGGGAGGGAGGGGGGCACCAGGGUGGGAAUAAAAGAAGAGGGAAACUUUACUUGCAUUUAUUUUAUUUUUUUUUAAAGAGAGAAUUUUGCCAGGCUCUAGGGUUUAACAGCAUUUGCUGUACUGUAAUGUUAAUUAUCUAUGAAAACAUCACUAUCAUAAGAUACCUGUGAUGGUGAAAUAACAGGUAAUGUAGCAACAAUCUAAAGGUAGGACAACAACAAAUAUGCUACAGUAUCAGUGGCUCUGGAAGCAACUGGGAAAAUGGUGUUUUUCUGGAGAGGGUUGGUCAGUCCGUGUGUCCUUUGUCUUCCAAGGGUUUUUGCACUAUGUGAUACAAUCAGUCUUGGUCUUUCUUUAGAUGCAUGAAACCAAACACAGGCCUGCCUAUGCUCAUUGUUGUUCCCCAUGUGGCCCGUCUAUCAUCACAGCAGUCUUUACAGUGCGUCAAUUUGGAAUAACAGGGUGAUUCAAAACUAUGUUAUCAGGUGGGCUCUUACUGCAGACCCCAGCAGGAGCACACCUGGAAAGACACAAAGGAUCUGUGUCCUUAUAGGACUUUUCAGAUUUCAAACCAAAUGUCGCCUGUAUGAAUGUUUUUUUAAAAAGGAGUCGUCAUCUAAAUGACGAAUCAGAUGUAUCUCCGAAAUCUGGGAUUUUUAAUCUUUUUUUCUAUUGGUUCAUAAAAGAUAUAUUAUAUAUAUAUUGGAGAUAUGUGGUUUUCAUCAGACAGUGAGCAUCUGUCUGAUACAUAACAGUUAUAUAACCCAUCCAUCCAGAUCUGUCACCCAGAUAUUCAUUAUCUAAAAGGACAAUAAAACCUAAAUGCAGUCUACCAUCCCGUGUCCUGUUACAGCGUGAUGAAAUGGUAUGUUUUUUGUUUGUUUUGUUAUCAUUUUUGUUUGUGUGAAAGUCAUGAUGUUUACUUUUUAUAUUACUUCUCACUUCUGUAUAUGUACUCGCUUUUGUUCAGCUUUCAGCUUUCUUAUGAAGCAGCGGCGGCUGCUGUAGGCUUUUCUAAAGUCUAAAAGUACAAAAUGUGUCCAGAAAUUUGGGAUGUUCGAGGACUUUGAUGGAUUUAUUUUCCACAUGUUCUUUUAUUAAUGUUAUUAUUUUUAUUGCAUUUGUUGUUAUUUUAUUUUAGUAUUUUUUUUUUUUUUUUUAGGAAAUACACUUCCUGGGUUAAAUACAUUGACUGUGGAUUGACUUAAGUCCUGUUACCAGGCAACAUAUUUUUUUAUUUUUUGCAGCUGAAAGUUUAUUUCAGUUUCCAAUGUAUUUUACAUUUAGUACAGUCAACGGUUUCAUUAUAAUUAUUAUAACCAAGAAAACUCUUUGUUCCUGCCUUUCUUUCUUCUCAUUGUUAGCAGUUGUGUUGAGAUUGACAUAAAAUUAGAAAACUCUUAUUUUUUGUACAUUGAAAGCCACGAGUUUGUAAAAUUUUACACAAUGUUUUGCAGUAAUGUUGUUGCUAAGAAAUGAUAGUUUAAAUUAAAAUAAAAAGAACAAAAAUUGAAACUCAAACAACGAGAAGAGACUUGAUGAAGUCGUACAUUAUUUUUAAGUUAAGGCCUCGGGAUCCAAACGAUGCCUGAACUUAAAAUGAUGAAGGACCCGUUUUUAAUCAAAACUUCACAGAGAAGUUUCCCCUUGCUUCAGGUAAAACAAAAAAUACAUUCUGGCUUUCAGAUAUACAUGAAAGGAUUUAAUUACGUUAACCUAAGGGUUUUCCCCCGCCCCCCAUGGAGAAUAUUGAGAGCACAGAGAAAAGCUUACCUUAGUGUCCUCAUACCCUCCAAAGUCAGCCGACCUUGUGACUCAGUGCUUAAUUAGUUCAAGAACGUGGAAAAUAUAUUAUCUGUCUGAGGUUACCUUCAGUGGGAUAAGUGGUGGAUUAUAUUGUCUGGGUUUAGCUCAGUGUUAUGUUGAAAAGUGGAGACAUAGCAAUCAGAUGCCACUGAAGACUCCCUUUGAGUGGACAAAGGGACAGAGUGAGGUAAUUGAAUGUGCAUAUAAAGCAGGUUGUACCAUAAGAUGAGGUUAAAGUGAUGCUGGUUUGAAGUUUUCAUACUUUUACAUGAAUGCUAGCUGAUCUUUUAAUGGGGCUGUAGCCAGUCUUGAAAAUUUCAGGAUUAAGGAAUUUGAUUUCAUUCAGUGUCAGCGAUGGUAAAAAUGGCAUUUUCCCCAUUUUUUGGUGGAAAUUGAGCAUUAAUGAACCAUUAAUGAACCGGUACAGCACAAUGAAAGGCAAGAAGUAGGUGUUAAAAGCAGAAUGGUAUGAGGUAUUUUCAACUAGGUUGUAUUUUUGUAAAUUGAUAGCAUGUGUACCAAAUUUGGAUAAAGCAUUCUGUGAAAAAUGUGGGAUUCUUCCACAUGGUCAAAUCUGAAAUUAUAUAUCUAUGGAUUUUAACAGUGUCCUCAGGUAAAGAAAAAUUAUCGAGAUAAAGACUGCAACUUCAUAACCAAGUCAAAGAUUUAGGUUGUAGUUAGUGAACCCGCAGCCACCAUCAAAUUAUAACCACGCCUCAGGUGGAGUCCAUCCCUCAGUUUUCUUAAUGCAGGCAUUAAGGCAAACCAUAAAACAUUUUUUCUUCUUUCUUUUUUUUACCUAAACUGUUUAUGUUCUUAAGUGUUUAACUUAUUUAUACUUACAACAGCUCUGUGAUAUUUAACAGCUUGGGCAUACUUUCAGUUUCUCCUGCCUGCUUGUGGUCUAUGUUUCCCUCUCUUUUAGGGUUGAGCUUGUCCUCCCGGAAAAAAAUAUGAGAUACUCAAUUUAAAAUGUUGGAUGUUUUUCAGAAUAAACCUGUAUUAAUUCUUUGA